CCUACUCGUGUUGGUGCUCGGGGUAGGUAAGCAUGAAACUGAACACCAAACUACAUAUACUAUGCAAAUCCCAAUACGGAUGGAUGAAACCAGCGGUGCAUUGCAGCGAUUCCCUCCAGAAGAAGAGACACGGUAACGCAAAUGGCGAACGCGGCUGAGAUGACAAGAGUGAAGCUGGGAAGCCAAGGGCUAGAGGUUUCUAGAUUGGGGUAUGGAUGUAUGGGGUUAACUGGGAUGUACAAUAAUCCAGUGACAGAGGAGGAAGGGAUAGCAAUUAUCAAAGAGGCUUUCAAUGCAGGAUUCACAUUUCUUGAUACUGCUGAUGUUUAUGGGGCUAAUCAUUCCAAUGAGUAUUUGGUGGGAAAGGCAUUAAAGCAUUUGCCUAGAGAAAAAGUACAGCUAGCCACAAAGUUUGGGAUGUACAGAUUUGAACCCACUCAGGUUGUCGUGAGAGGUACUCCUGAUUAUGUUCGCUCCUGCUGUGAAGCUAGCUUGCACCGCCUUCAGGUUGACUAUAUUGAUCUUUACUACAUACAUCGUAUUGAUACAACAAUACCUAUUGAGGAAACUAUGGGAGAAAUGAAGAAAUUAGUUGAAGAAGGAAAAAUAAAAUAUGUUGGCUUAUCAGAAGCUCACCCAGACACAAUAAGGAGGGCACAUGCGGUUCAUCCAAUAACUGCUGUGCAACUGGAGUAUUCCCUGUGGACACGAGACAUUGAAGAGGAAAUUGUACCGCUUUGCAGGGAACUUCGAAUUGGGAUUGUUCCAUACGGCCCUGUUGGUCGUGGGCUUUUCGGUGGAAAGGCAGUUGCUGAGAGCUUGCCUGCUAACAGCUCCUUGGUGAAACAUCCCAGGUUUACAGGCGAAAACUUUGAGAAGAACAAGACCAUCUAUUUUCGUUUGGAAGAACUCUCUAAGAAACAAGGAUGCUCACCUGCUCAACUUGCUCUUGCGUGGAUUCUUCAACAGGGGGAUGACUUUGUACCCAUUCCUGGAACUACUAAGAUAAAAAACCUUCACGAGAACAUCGGCUCUGUGAAGAUAAAGCUCACGAAAGAAGAUCUGCAAAACGUUUCUGAUGCUGUGCCUAUCAGUGAAGUGGCAGGCCCGAGAGUGGGAGAGGCUCUACUCAAGUGCUCAUACAAGUAUGCUAUUACUCCUCCAUUGAAUUGAAGUAAUAAGAAGUUUGAAGUGUCUUCUAGCAUUAAAAGGACUAGAAAUGCAUCAAUCUCCUGUUACUUGGAAGUUGGAAAGCCAUGAUUUUGAGAGCAUCAAAGGUUUUCUUGAACUUUCAUUUGUCAACUAGCAAAUGUUUGUCAAUAUGCUUGUUUAUGUGAAACAAGGGUUAACUCUUCAUGACUCCAAAAUUUGUGCUAUCAAGUGAACAUGUUCUAGUUGUUUGUCAAA
This is a messenger RNA of Ipomoea nil (Japanese morning glory), 1407 nucleotides long. RefSeq names its product perakine reductase-like. The record is from RefSeq and is a predicted model, not a curated record. Lineage: Eukaryota; Viridiplantae; Streptophyta; Magnoliopsida; Solanales; Convolvulaceae. The coding region runs from base 142 to 1173 and encodes 343 amino acids. Gene Ontology annotation, cellular component: cytoplasm. The transcript is spliced from 7 exons.